Messenger RNA from Chlorella variabilis, 1248 nucleotides. RefSeq lists its product as hypothetical. The record is from RefSeq and is a predicted model, not a curated record. Gene Ontology annotation, molecular function: heparan sulfate 6-sulfotransferase activity. The transcript is spliced from 6 exons. Gene Ontology annotation, cellular component: membrane. Lineage: Eukaryota; Viridiplantae; Chlorophyta; Trebouxiophyceae; Chlorellales; Chlorellaceae. The coding region runs from base 1 to 1248 and encodes 415 amino acids.
AUGCUGGCAGCACUGCUCUUGAUGCGUGUUGCGGCACUGCUGGGCCCUCUGAAGUACAGCAAUUUUCUGGUGAAGAUAUUGAGGCGCGCGCUGCCCGCAGAUGGCAGCGGGCGGUACUGCCAAAAACGCCAGGAUUACAGCAAUCAUGCAAAUUUUCCUUGUGUGGAGAGGACUGGGCUGGCUCCACAGCAUCUCCAGCUGCUGGCCGACCUCAAGGCCAACUUCACCACCGUGUGCAGCGGGUUCAAUGUGCACCAGGACUACGGCUUCUUUCAGGCGCUGGGCAUCGACCAUUCCCGCACCCUGACCAUGGUGGCCCUGCGGCACCCAGUGGAACGCACUCUCAGCCACUACUACUUCCAGAUGAGGAUCAUGCAAGACAACCGCAAGAAUUUCCUCUUCUGGCCCAAGAACGACUCCGAUUAUUCUGGCCUCAUUGCGUUUGGAUCUCAGCAGCGCCAGCAGGCCAACUACCACACCUACAUGCUGGCUGGAGCCAUGGGCUGCCGGUGGCCUGGAGGGCCAGCUCCCCCCACUAGCGACGCCGAGAUUCUGGAGCGUGCUAAGCGCAACCUGGAGAAGUUUUGCGUGAUUCUGAUCACGGAAUACAUGGAUGAUUCGGUACAGAUGCUGGGCGAAGCUACUGGCUGGCCCGACUCUGUUCUCUUCCGUGACGUGAGAUCCUCUAAUGCGACGCCGCGCCCAAAAGUGCCGCUAUCAGCAAAGCGCGCCCUGCAGGCUGCCAACCACCUGGACAUGCAGCUGUAUGACCCCCAUGAGAUAGAUGGCUGCUGCCUCCAGAAGAAGUGGGCGGGGUCGGCUGGUGGUAGAGCGGUGGAGCGGCGGAGCGGCGCGGCCCCUGCAGCUCCUGCUACGGCAGCUGCAGCACGCCGCUAUUAUGUGCUGGCAACAGUGGCCGACCUGGAGGUGGCCAUGCUGAACGUCUUCCUUCAGUCCUGGAAGCGCUACUCACCACACACGCACAUUGUACUGUGGGUGGAGCGAAACACCACGCUUGCCGACCAUGGCGUGCCCAUAGAGGUGAUUCGCUUCGCCCAGACCGAAAACAUCAAGCUUGUCAAAAUGCAAAGGUAUGCGCUGUACAAGCCAUAUCUGGAAGACCUGCUUCGUCGAGGAUACACAGGUGGAGUCGUCCUUGCUGAUGCCAGAGAUGUGUUCGUUCAGUCGGAUCCCUGGCAGGACACGAUCCUCCAGAUGCUGGUGGCCCAGGUGUGCAAUGCAAGCUAG